CAAUCUAAAUAGUCUACCUACAUCUGGUCAAAAGUUGUCACAACGUGUGCGCCUGUUGCUCUCUCCUCUCGAUCACGUGCCUCAGCCUGUAUCACUGCUUGACAGUGAAGAGCAGGUCACAGUGAAAUAUAUGUAUUGAUAAAUGCCAUGGCGGCCGCGGUGCAACUUAGAAAUAGCCCAAAAACCCUGUACCAAUACAUUUUCACCCGCGACAUCGUUUUCAAAGUAGCCCAAUAUACAGACAACUACGAACAUGGCAACACUGCAGCUCACCCCCCUCUUUCUGACAUAUGAAAACCACUCCCCUCUCACUCUCACGAUUCCGGAGAAUUGAAACCAACAGCUGAGCUGAGACAUUAGCAGUAGGUUACACCGAGUCUUAGUAGUAAUAUCAAAGAUCUUCCUCUCUGGUAUGUCUCGAUUUCGCUGGGCUGAAACUCUAGAAGUUUUGAACCAAAAAAAGUUAAGUUGUCUAAUCUGUGUAGGUUUACUGGAUCCGCUGUGUAUUCCCUGCGGACAGAGUUACUGUAAAGUCUGUAUUUCUAACUGGGUUCAGGACCACCAAAAUGAUCCCUACCACAUCUGCCUUACGUGCAGACAGACCUACACCCCAAGACCUGCACUAUAUACAAACACCAAGCUUGAUGAAGUGGUGGAAAAAAUAGAAAAGACUGGACUGCAAGCUGAUGACACUGGAUCUGGAAGCAUAGUCACAUACUCCAAGUCAUAUACUGAGGAAAUACUGAGGAAACAUACUGAGGAGAUACUCCGCAAACAUAUGCUGAGAAAUCAGCACCUGGUCAGCAUGAACAAGAAAAAGAUGAGUGGGAGCAAGACACGCAAACAAGAAGCCCAGUCACCAGCUCCCUCUUCCAGCGGACAGGACUUGGAGUUUCAGGAUCCAGAGCCAGGGAAGACACAGGAACUGUAUGCCCAAAUGGAUGACAUCCUGGAUAGGGUGACUCAAAACAACUUCCAGCAAUCAAUGAAUGCAAUAACUGAGCUCACCAUUAACACAGAGGGCAGACUGAGGGCCAUCACUGACCUCAUAUAUGAGAGGGCCAUAGCACGCCCUGCCAGCUCUGUGGUCUACGCCAACAUGUGCCACUACCUCAUGGGGCUCAAAGUACCCAAGGCUGCCAUACCAGGAGUGACAAUAAAUUUCCGCAAGAUACUUCUGAACCGAGUCAAGACAGACUUUGAGAACAUGGGGAGGGACAGUCAUGAAAUCUUGCAGAAGAAGAUGGACGCCAUCACCAAGGAGGAGGACGGCCAGCAACUGAGAGAAGAGCUGGAGGAGGUCAAGGCUAAGGGGCGGAGGCAGUCUCUAGGCAACAUCCAGUUCAUGUGCGAGUUAUACAGGUUGAAGAUGAUUACGGAGGGCAUCAUGCACGACACCAUCGUAAAGCUGUUGAAGAACCACGACGAGGAUUCGCUGGAGUGUUUGUGCACCUUACUCUGCACCAUCGGCAAGGAAUUGGACUUUGAGAAGGCCAGGCCCAGAAUGGAUGAGUACUGCAACCAGAUUGAGAAGAUCGUGAAGAAUAGGACAACCUCUCCCAGAAUCACAAGCAUGCUGCAAAAUGUGCUGGAUCUCCGAAAGACAGAAAUACCCCAGCUUGCUGAAAAGAUGGAGAAGACCAGACUGCAAGCUGACGAUGAUGCUGACGAUCACACUGGACCUGCAGAUACGGAACCUGUUUUGCGACCUCAUUAUAAGUCAUCACCCAUGAAGCAACAGGAGCUGGUUAGCAUAUUGACACCACUACAGGAGAACGUAUGUCCUCAUGAUGAUAACCUGAAAGCUGAAGACCAUGAGACAGACUCUGCAGGGCGGGCUACCAAGAAGAAAAAGGUUAGUGUGCCCUUUAAAACAUGCCAGCAGAUAAUCCAGGAGAGAGAGGAGGAGCUACAGAAACUGAGACAAGAAGUGGAGUCUCUAAAGUGCUUAUCUCAGGCUACACUGGAGGACGGUGAGAGGUUCUUCACCAAAUUGAUUGAGACAAGGUGCUCAGAGGUGAGAGAGUGGAUCCAAGCAAAAGAGAAGGAGAUGGUGAGUGAGGCUGAGGGACUCAUACAGACACUCGAGAAGGAGCUUGAUGAGCUGAAGAGGACUGAAACAGAGGGUAGGCAGCUUCCACACAUAGAGGACGUCCCCCAUUUCCUCCAGAAAUUGCCCAGCAUCACUGAGGCUUUUGGAAAAGUGAAGAGGAUAUAUGCCACUAAAAUCCAAAAGCUAUUUGAAAAUACCUCCAAGAGACAAUUUAAGAGGUUUUAUGAAAUAGUUGAAGACAUGCUGGAACCAUACACCAUCACUUCUCUUGACAGACCCGAGGUGGAAGAAAAGGACCUGGAGGACUUUGUGGACCUAGAUACAGUGAAGACAGAGGAAAUAUAUGCACAAAUGGAUGACAUCCUGGACAGGCUGACUCCUAAGAACUUCCAUCAGUCGAUGAAGGUAGUGAGUGCAUUUACCAUUGACACCGAGGACAAACUCAAGGGCUUUAUUGACCGCAUAUAUAAGAAUGCCAUUGAAUACCCUACCUACGCUGAUGUCUACGCCAAGGUGUGCCACCAUCACCAACUCAUGGGGCUGAAAGUACCCGGAGUGACAGUACCCUUCCGCAAGCUGCUGCUGAACCGAUGCCAGAAGGGCUUUGAGAAAGACAAUAGUAAGAUCUUAAAGGAAAUGCAGAGAGAACUGGACUCGAUCACUGAGGAGGACCGACAGCGACUGAGGGAGGAGCUGGAGGAGACGAAGGCAGAGGGGCAGCGGGAGUUGCUAUGCAACAUCAGGUUCAUGUGCGAGUUGUUCAAGCUAAAGAUGAUUAUGGAGGCCGUCAUGCACAACUGCAUUGUAAAGCUACUAAAGAAUGGUGAUGAUGGUUCACUGGAGGGCUUGUGCACAUUACUCUUCACCAUCGGCAAGGACUUAGAGGAGGAUUCUCAGGAGGCUGAGUCCAGAAUGGAUCAGCACUACAGGCAGAUUGUGGUGAUCAUUAAUAAAAAGAGGACAUCCCCCAGAAUCCGCUACAUGCUGCGUGAUGCGAUGGACCUCAGAGAGCUCAAUUUGGAGAAAAAUGAAGACAAUUGAAGCGAAGAACCAGAUCUUUUCUAUGAGGUUUAAUGAUGUCCCAUGUAGCUCAGUUGGUAGAGCAUAGCGCCAUCCACUGGCACUAAGUGACACGACACCCACACACUACCUGGUUUGCAAUCCACCCAUUUUUCAGCCUCAUUCUAAGAAAUUCACUGCCAUUCAAAAGUUUGGGGUCACUUAGAAAUGUCAUUGUUUUUGAAAAAAAUAAAAAAAAUGGAACAGCUAAA
Molecule: messenger RNA, 3324 nt
Organism: Salvelinus fontinalis (brook trout)
Lineage: Eukaryota; Metazoa; Chordata; Actinopteri; Salmoniformes; Salmonidae
Exons: 17
Coding region: 413-3094 (893 amino acids)
Cellular component (GO): eukaryotic translation initiation factor 4F complex
Molecular function (GO): protein binding; translation initiation factor activity; mRNA binding
Source: RefSeq, a predicted model, not a curated record